This is a messenger RNA of Prosopis cineraria, 1768 nucleotides long. RefSeq names its product MLP-like protein 34. The record is from RefSeq and is a predicted model, not a curated record. Bases 1 to 1503 code for a protein of 500 amino acids. The transcript is spliced from 8 exons. Gene Ontology annotation, biological process: defense response. NCBI's taxonomy places the organism in Eukaryota, Viridiplantae, Streptophyta, Magnoliopsida, Fabales, Fabaceae.
AUGAAGGAAAUUUAUUUGAAGAGUGUCAUUGAAGCGAUGGCUCUUACUGGCAAUUUGGAGGUUGAAAUUGAGAUCCAGUCACCUGCUAUUGAGUUCUUCAACUUCUUCACUAAGCAACUACACAAUCUUCCAAACGCCACUGGCAGUGUCCAUGUAGGUGAGCUUCAUCAAGGAGAUGACUGGCACGCCAUUGGAUCUGUGAAGCAAUGGUCUUAUACUGUUGACGGUAAGGUGGUGACAUGUAAGGAGAAAAUUGAAGCGAUUGAUGAAGAGAGCAAAUCACUGAACGUGGACUUCUCCGAAGGAGACAUUAAGGAUCAAUACAAGAGUUUCAAGUUCAUAAUAAAAGCUACUGACAAGGAAGGAGGUGGUGCUGUUGCAAAGUGGAGCUUCUCCUAUGAGAAGAUCCAUGACGGAAUCCCAGAUCCAAAAGGCCAUGUCGACUUUGUAACCUCCUUACAAAAGAUGUUGAUGCUUAUCUUCUCAGUUCACAUGGCAAAUGAAUUGGAUCAGCAAGUGAAAAUCCAAAGUGCGAGGAAUGAGCAAACUAAUUGUAGGCUAAGGAUGGGUCUUACUGGUAAAUUGGAGAUUGAAAUUGAGAUCGAGACGCCGGCUUCCAAGUUCUUUAGGCUCUUCCUGGACCAACUUCACCAUCUUCCCAACGUCAUUGACAGUAUCCACCAAGGCGAGCUUCAUGAAGGAGACUACUGGCACGACGUUGGCUGUGUCAAGCGACGGACUUACACUGUUGAGACAGAUGGUAAGGUGGUGGCGUGUAAGGAGAGGAUUGAGGCGAUUGAUGAAGAGAACAAGUGGAUAAGAUUCGAGUUCUUCGAAGGAGAUGUUAAGGAGCUGUACAAGAGUUUUAAGAUAACACUCAAGGUGUCUGACAAAGAAGCUUCUCGUGGUGGCGCCAUUGCUAAGUGGAGUUAUGAUUAUGAGAAGCUCCAUGAGGGAGUCCCAGAUCCUACAGAUUUUCCUCAUCUUGAUGACUCGAGGAGUGUAGAGGCAGAGAUGGCACGUGAUCAAGUUGGAAAGCUGGAGACGGACGUGCACAUCAAGGCGACGGCAGAGCAGUUCCAUGAUGUUUUCUGCAGCAGAACUCACCACAUCGCCAACGUUUGUCCAGAAAAGAUCCAAGGCGUUGAGAUUCACGAAGGCGAAUGGGGCUCUCAAGGAUCCAUCAUCUUCUGGAACUAUGUUCAUGAUGGGAAAAAGUGCGUAGCGAAGGAGCUGGUGGAGUCGAUAGACAAAGAGAACAACAAGAUAACAUUCAAAGUGUUGGAGGGAGAUCUGAUGGAAGACUACAAGAGUUUCAAGAUCAUAAUUCAAGUGUUGCCUCAGGAGAAAGGAAGUGUGGUUCAUUGGGUGAUGGAAUAUGAGAAGCUCAAGGACCACUCUCCUGACCCUCACACUCUGCUUCAGCUAGCGGUUGAUGUCAGCAAGGACAUCGACGCUCACCUCGUUGCCCAGCAAGACGACGACCAGCAGGCCACCAAAUAAUUAAAUCCGUAUAUCCAUCUCCCAUACUAUAUAUAUAAUAUAUGUAUGUAUGUGGUAAAUAAAAGCUGAUGACGACGAUCUCUGUCUGUAUGUGCAAUCAUUAGUGUCUUCUUUGUUGAAGAUUAUUAAAUCGGUCAUUGCGAUCAUCAAUCACUUGUGCUCUCUGGUUUGCCUUGUUAACGCCGUAUGUAUGUACUGCUACUGUGUAAUAAUGUUUAAUGAAAUCUAAUAGUUUGUGUGCUAGCUUGCACUUUUGAGUGCCUUA